CGGGUGCGCAGAGCGCGGCGGCCACGACCGGCGCCCCUCGGCGGGCGGCGGCGGCGGCGGGGCGGCUCCCCCGGCGGGGCGGCGGCGGGCGGCCGGGCGCCCCCGCCCCGCGCUGGCUGCCCGUCGCGGCAGCUCGGGUCGGGGGGUCGCUGCGGCUCGGCCAGCCCGCGCGGCGGCGGCGGCGGCGGCUCCCCGGCGGGGGGCGCGGGCCAGGAUGCCCGUGCUGGAGCGCUUCUUCUCCGCGGCAGAGCCGGGCAGGCGGAGGAGGACGGGGGACGAGCCGAUGCCCUUUCCCAUGGGCAGCCUGCCCGGGUAUCAGCAGGGGACCCUGGCCUGGGACUUGCCCGAGAUGAUCAAGAUGGUAAAGCUCGUUUGGAAAUCCAAGGGCGAGCUCCGAGGGGCGAAGCACAGAGGGCUCGCGGAGAGCGAGGAUGCCCUGGGCGCUUUAGCAGGAGAUGCACAGGUGAGAGGUCAGACAGGGGUUCUCGCUGAGCGCCGCGGCUCCUACCCAUUUAUCGACUUCCGUCUUCUUAAUAAUACAACGCUCUCAGGGGAAAUUGGCACAAAGAAAAAGGUGAAAAGACUGUUAAGUUUUCAGAGGUAUUUCCAUGCAUCCCGGUUACUGCGUGGAGUUGUACCACAAGCCUCUCUGUACUUACUGGAUGAGGACUACCUUGGGCAAGCAAGGCAUAUGUUAUCCAAAGUGGGACUGUGGGAUUUUGACAUUUUCUUGUUUGACCGCUUGACAAAUGGAAACAGUCUUGUAACAUUGCUUUGUCACCUCUUCAAUGUGCAUGGACUUAUUCACCAUUUCCAGUUAGAUAUGGUUACAUUACACAGGUUUUUAGUUAUGGUUCAAGAGGAUUACCAUAGCCAAAACCCGUAUCACAAUGCUGUCCAUGCUGCUGAUGUCACACAAGCUAUGCACUGCUAUCUAAGGGAGCCCAAGCUUGCCAACUUCCUUACCCCUUUGGACAUCAUGCUUGGACUGCUAGCUGCUGCAGCUCAUGACGUAGAUCAUCCAGGGGUCAACCAACCCUUUCUGAUCAAAACCAAACACCACCUUGCCAGCCUGUACCAGAACGUUUCAGUGCUAGAAAAUCACCACUGGCGAUCUACAAUCGGCAUGCUUCGCGAAUCCCGGCUCCUGGCCCACCUGCCAAAGGAAGUGACACAGGAUAUCGAACAGCAGUUAGGUUCCCUGAUCCUGGCAACAGACAUCAAUAGACAGAAUGAGUUUUUGAUCCGUCUGAAAUCUCACCUUGACAAUCAAGAUUUAAGACUGGAGGAUGCUCAAGACAGACAUUUUAUGCUUCAGAUUGCACUCAAGUGUGCUGACAUCUGCAAUCCUUGCCGGCUCUGGGACCUGAGCAAGCAGUGGAGCGAGAGGGUCUGCGAGGAGUUCUACCGGCAAGGUGACCUGGAACAAAAAUUUGAACUGGAAAUAAGCCCUCUUUGUAAUCAGCAGAAGGACACAAUACCAAACAUACAAAUCGGGUUCAUGACGUACAUCGUAGAGCCACUCUUUGAGAGGUGGGCCCAGUUUACAGGAGACACUCCCCUAUCUGAAAAUAUGCUAAACCAUCUCAGGAGGAACAAGGCCAAGUGGAGGAGUUUGCUCCAUAAGCAACACAGCAGUAAUAGGAGCAGCGACCACUUAGGUCAAGUGACUGGCAACCAAGAGCAGACUUUAAAUGAAGAAGAGACUCCUUAGUGGCAGCUUUGCACUUUUCCUUUAUAGCACUGCUAUCUCUGUCUUGAUCACAGCAGCAAAAGAAAUCCCAAGGGGCUGGGAGCCUGUUGGCAAGAACACGGAAAGAGAAGAAACAACAAAGCAACAGCUGUAAGGGUCCUCAUGAAUAAACCGUGGUUCUGCUGGGUCCCAGUGUGGAUCUCCUUCGUAUUCCUCUCCCCUUUCUCCCUGCCUCUGCCUGAAGCCAUUUGUCACUUCUGAUCAUUAACUGCUCAGCUGCAGUGGCCCAGUCAGUGGUGCUGUGGCUGGGCCAGUUAUUGCUGCCACUAAGCAGGGAGGAGUACUGAGAGCACAGGGGAUAUAAAUGCACUCUUGGUUGUAUGUCCAUUUACCAUGAGUCAUACUGUGACAUAUGUAAAUAGGCCGAGAGCACCAUACACUUUCCAGUCUGGCAGCUGGGCUGCACAUUAAGCCACCAGCAUCUUCAAAAUCCAGAGGACACUGGCUGAGCGAGACAGCACUUGCAGAGGGCAGAGACAACCUGGUUAUUUUAGUAAUUAAAACAAAAACUUUUUUAACUUUUGUAUUCUGUGCACUAAACGAAAGAUCUAAAAACUUCGGACUGAGGUUACUCUCCGUAUACACAACUCCAGUGUAACAAAGCUCAUUUUGGUAAUCAUUUUUAUGCCAUUUUGGAUAAAAGACUGGCAUCUUCUCACUGCAAGGAACAGUAUUCCCUCGCAAACGAAAGGGAAGGUGUUGUACAGUCUAAACCUUUGAAACACGAACAGAUCUAUCUU
Messenger RNA from Dromaius novaehollandiae (emu), 2493 nucleotides. It is a transcript of the gene PDE7B, whose product is annotated as phosphodiesterase 7B. The transcript has 12 exons. Lineage: Eukaryota; Metazoa; Chordata; Aves; Casuariiformes; Dromaiidae. The record is from RefSeq and is a predicted model, not a curated record. Gene Ontology annotation, molecular function: 3',5'-cyclic-AMP phosphodiesterase activity. The coding region runs from base 215 to 1714 and encodes 499 amino acids.